Punica granatum (pomegranate) is the source of this 2615-nucleotide messenger RNA. NCBI's taxonomy places the organism in Eukaryota, Viridiplantae, Streptophyta, Magnoliopsida, Myrtales, Lythraceae. The record is from RefSeq and is a predicted model, not a curated record.
AUGAGCUUAUCUCUGAGUCUGUGGAGGAGAAAGCAGGUGUGGAUACAAUGGAAUCAGUCCUUAGGGAUCUGGACGAUUGGAGUGAUGAUGAUGAGCAUGAGGAAGAAUCUGUGGAGAAGGUAUCAGAAAUCAAGGCUCGCUACUAUGAGGAGCUGGGCACUAGUGCGACAAAACCAGUAUCAUCUUUGACACAGUCCCCGGUGCUAGAACUUAAACCAUUGCCUAGCCAUUUAAAAUAUGCCUAUCUUGGAAUAGAUGAUACUUUGCCAAUAAUUAUCUCUUCUUCCUUGACAGGUGAUCAGGAGCAACAACUCCUAAGCGUGCUGAGAGAGCACAAGGAGGCAAUAGGAUGGACUAUUGCAGAUAUCAAAGGGAUCAGCCCUUUGAUUUGCACUCACAGGAUAAUGUUGGAAGCUGAGUGCAAACCCAUAGUGCAACCACAGAGGCGACUUAACCCAACUCUCAAAGAGGUAGUGAAGAAAGAAGUGCUUAAACUGUUGGAUGCAGGUAUUAUCUAUCCUAUCUCAGAUAGUAAAUGGGUUAGUCCUGUUCAAGUAGUGUCCAAAAAGGGUGGUAUGACUGUGGUUAAAAAUGAGGUCAAUAAAUUAAUCCCGACUCGUACUGUGACUGGGUGGAGAGUUUGUAUAGAUUACAGGAAACUAAAUGAUGCUACCCGUAAAGACCAUUUCCCCCUCCCCUUCAUUGAUCAGAUGCUAGAAAAACUUGCAGGGCAUGAUUAUUAUUGUUUUCUAGAUGGUUAUUCUGGUUACAAUCAGAUUCAUAUAGCACCCGAGGACCAGGAGAAAACCACAUUUACUUGUCCUUAUGGCACUUUUGCCUUUAGGAGAAUGCCUUUCGGUCUCUGUAAUGCACCUGCCACUUUCCAGAGGUGCAUGAUGUCUAUAUUUUCUGACAUGUUAGAGAAUUUUAUUGAAAUAUUUAUGGAUGAUUUCUCUGUUUUUGGGAAGUCAUUUGAAUCUUGUCUGACAAAUUUAGGCUGUGUGCUUAAAAGAUGUAAGGAGACUAAUCUGCUUCUGAACUGGGAGAAAUGUCAUUUUAUGGUAAGAGAGGGUAUAGUCUUAGGUCACAAGGUGUCAAAGAAAGGGAUUGAAGUUGAUCGAGCAAAAGUGGAGAUAAUAGAGAAGUUGCCACCACCCACUUCAACAAAAGGAGUAAGGAGCUUCUUAGGACAUGCUGGCUUCUACAGGAGAUUUAUCAAGGACUUUUCUAAAAUCUCUAGACCUCUUUGUAAUUUACUUGAAAAAGAUUCUGCUUUUGUUUUUAAUGACAAUUGUUUGCAGGCAUUCAAUUUAUUGAAGGAGAAACUCACUUCUGCACCAGUGAUCGUUGCAUCUAAUUGGGAGCUUCCGUUUGAGCUGAUGUGUGAUGCCAGCGACUAUGCUGUAGGAGCAGUACUUGGGCAAAGGAGAGGUAAGGUAUUUCAUGCAAUAUACUAUGCUAGUAGAACUUUAAAUGAGGCCCAAAAGAACUAUGCCACAACUGAAAAGGAGCUUUUAGCAGUCAUAUUUGCAUGUGACAAGUUUCGGCCUUAUCUGAUAGGUUCUAAGAUCAUAGUAUACACAGACCAUGCUGCCCUGAAAUAUUUGUUUGCCAAAGCUGAUGCUAAACCUAGGCUAAUUCGUUGGAUUCUACUGCUACAAGAAUUUGACCUGGAAAUUAGAGACACAAAGGGAACUGAAAAUGUAGUGGCUGAUCACUUAUCCCGUUUGGAAUCUGAUUGUUUAGAUUCACCCAUUAAUGAAAAGUUCCCUGAUGAACAAUUGCAUGUAGCAGAAAUCCAAGGAUUACCUUGGUAUGCUGAUAUAGUCAAUUACAUGGUUAGCAACAUCACACCAUAUGGUUUGUCAUCUCAACAGAAAAAGAAAUUUUUGCAUGAUGUGAAAUACUAUUUUUGGGAUGAACCAUAUCUGUUUAAAUAUUGUGCUGACCAAGUAAUUAGACGCUGUGUGCCUGAAACUGAGACUUGUGGACAGGUUGAGGUGUCCAAUAGGGAAAUAAAGCGUAUCUUAGAGAAAACAGUCAAUGCAUCUAGGAAAGAUUGGUCUUUAAAACUUGAUGAUGCAUUGUGGGCUUACAGGACAGCUUUCAAAACCCCCAUAGGAAUGUCCCCAUACAAGAUUGUUUAUGGUAAAUCAUGUCACCUACCAGUAGAGCUUGAGCACAAAGCAUAUUGGGCCAUAAAAUACCUUAACUUUGAUUUACAAGCUGCAGGUGAAAAGAGAUUGCUCCAAUUGAAUCAGAUGGCUGAGAUGAGAGAGGAAGCAUAUGAAAAUGCUAGGAUAUACAAGGAGCGAGCCAAGCGAUGGCAUGAUAGGAACAUCCUAAAGCGAGAGUUUUUGCCUGGUCAGAAAGUCCUAUUAUACAACUCUCGCUUGAAGUUGUUCCCAGGUAAGUUAAAAUCUCGAUGGUCUGGACCAUUUGUUAUUUCUAAUGUUUUUCCCUAUGGUGCAGUUGAUCUGAAGUCAGAAGAUGACCGCACUUUUAAAGUAAACGGUCAUCUUCUCAAGCAUUACUUUGAAGGGGAAAAUAUUGAUGGUGAUGCCACUACGGUGGAUCUAGCAAAUUCGGUUGAAGAAUUGGAAAAGUCGAACUAG